AUGGCCGACGAUUUAGCUCAACAAUUAAAUGCUACGAAGCUGAGCGAUGGAGCUUCACCAUCAACGGAGGCAUGGAAGAAAGACCUGAAGAUUCCAGCCAAGGAUAGAAGAGUACAGACUGAGGAUGUUACUGCCACGAAAGGACUCGAGUUCGAGGACUUCAAAUUAAAGCGAGACCUGUUGAUGGGUAUCUUCGAAGCUGGUUUCGAGAAGCCUUCGCCCAUUCAAGAGGAGGCAAUACCAGUGGCUCUCACUGGCAGAGAUAUCCUAGCCCGAGCAAAGAACGGAACUGGCAAGACCGCCGCCUUCAUCAUACCUGCCCUUCAACAAAUCAACCCGAAAAACAACAAGAUCCAAGCCCUCAUCCUUGUUCCAACUCGAGAAUUAGCCAUGCAGACAUCUCAAGUUUGCAAGACACUUGGGAAGAACCUUGGUGUCAAUGUCAUGGUCACUACUGGAGGUACUCUUCUACGAGACGAUAUCGUGCGUUUACAAGACCCUGUCCACAUCAUUGUCGGCACACCUGGCAGAAUCCUCGAUCUGGCUGGCAAAGGUGUCGCCGAUCUCAGCGAAUGUCCCACUUUCAUCAUGGACGAAGCUGACAAACUUCUCUCCCCUGAAUUCACUCCUGUUAUUGAACAACUACUUUCUCACCAUCCAAAGGACCGUCAGGUUAUGCUCUUCAGUGCAACUUUCCCCAUCACUGUCAAGGCUUUCUCGGACAAGAACAUGCACGACCCUUACGAAAUUAACUUGAUGGAUGAACUUACUCUCCGUGGUAUCACUCAAUAUUACGCAUUCGUUGAAGAGAGUCAAAAGGUGCAUUGUCUCAACACCCUCUUCUCGAAGCUGCAGAUCAACCAAUCGAUCAUCUUCUGCAACUCUACCAACCGUGUCGAACUUCUCGCUAAAAAGAUCACUGAGCUUGGAUACUCCUGCUUCUAUAGUCACGCCCGUAUGAUUCAGAACAACCGCAAUCGUGUCUUUCAUGACUUCCGCAAUGGGGCUUGUCGUAACCUCGUCUGCAGCGAUUUGUUGACCCGUGGCAUCGACAUUCAAGCUGUCAAUGUUGUCAUCAACUUCGACUUCCCUAAGAAUGCCGAGACAUAUCUCCAUCGUAUCGGUCGUUCAGGGCGUUUUGGACAUUUGGGCUUGGCCAUCAACCUGAUCAACUGGGAUGAUAGAUUCAACCUUUACAAUAUCGAGCGCGAUUUGGGCACUGAAAUCCAGCCAAUUCCUGCGACUAUUGACAAGAACCUCUACGUUUACGAUACCCCGGAAAAUAUUCCCAGGCCUGUUACUAAUUUCCAAACUAAUCGCCAGACCUCAGCUCGCGAGUCUCCUGCUCGCGAACAAGGACAACAAGCUGGUAAUUCACGAGGUGGCGGUUCCGGCAACUACGACAACAGACGCCAAAAUGGCACCAACCCAAAUCAGAACCAGAGACAACCUCAAAGCCAGCGUCAAGGCCAAGGUUUCUCACGAGGAGGCAGAUAUGAACAAGGCGGUAAUCGACGAGGCGGCGGCAACCAAGGCCAACGUCAAAACGGCUAUGAGGGGCAGAGAGGCGGUCGUGGGCAACCCACACCGGCUCAAUAG
Molecule: messenger RNA, 1599 nt
Organism: Mollisia scopiformis
Lineage: Eukaryota; Fungi; Ascomycota; Leotiomycetes; Helotiales; Mollisiaceae
Product: DEAD-domain-containing protein
Exons: 3
Coding region: 1-1599 (532 amino acids)
Biological process (GO): cytoplasmic stress granule assembly; P-body assembly
Cellular component (GO): P-body; cytoplasmic stress granule
Molecular function (GO): RNA helicase activity; ATP binding; mRNA binding
Source: RefSeq, a predicted model, not a curated record